AUGUGGGAGGAUGGAAACACCGGCAGCGCACCGACAGCCGCCCCGGCCCUCAAGCAGGGCCGCUUCCCCGGGACAGGCCCGCCCGGCGCCGCUGGCCCCACAUCGCAACCUGCAGCAGGCCACCGCUUCACCGGGCAGGGGCACCGGGCACAGGCCUCUGCCCGGUGCCGCUCGAGUCGGCGGGGCAGGACCCGCCCCGAGCCGCCCGCCCGCGGCGCUGCGAGCCUAGCGUCCCGUCCGCGAGCCAUCGAAUCGAGCCCCGGCGCGGCGAUUGGCGGCGGGCGGGCGGCACCGCCCCUCCCCUCACAUGACCGAUGGCGAGGUUUUUAUCGCGCCCGCUCGCCCCUGCCGCUCGCCCCUCGUUCUCGCCCGGUGCCCCCGCCGCCCCCGGGGCUAUGGGACCGCGCUGCUCGUCCUCGCGUCUUCUCUUUCUCCUCCUCCUGCUGCUGGGCUCCUCCGGUAUUUUCCAGUCCUAUGCAGUAGAAGUAGAUGUGAAGGAUGCCUCUAAUGCUACAUGCUUGUAUGCAAAAUGGAUGAUGAGAUUCUUGAUAAAAUACGAAACAAACAGUAGUGAUUAUAAAAACACAACCUUGAAUUUGUCACCCAGUGUGACACACAAUGGAAGCAUCUGUGGCGAUGACACACAGGCUGCACUUCUGGCAGUGCAGUUUGGAGAAGGCCACUCUUGGAGCGUUAACUUUACAAAAAACAACGAAACUUACCAGGGGGACUUCAUCACCUUUACCUACAAUACCAAUGAUACUGCUGUAUUUCCUGAUGCUAAAAGAAAAGGACCAAUUACUAUUGUUGUAAAGGAUACUAUGCGUCCAGUUCAACUGAAUAAUGUCUUCGUGUGUCAGAAUACCGACUCUUUUGAAGCAGAAAAUGUAACACAGAUUUUCUGGAAUGUUACUGUGCAGGCUUUUGUUGAGAAUGGCACAAUUGGUAAAAAAGAGUCUAGAUGUCGUGCUGAUACACCUACUUCUGCACCUACUGUUCCACCUACUAUUGCCAAUAUAACUACUGCAUCUACCACCACUUCAUCACCUGCUCCAACCACUGCUCCCAAACCUGUGGAGAAUCCAGACACAGGAAACUAUUCUCUUAAAAGUGGAAAUAAAACUUGUUUUCUGGCAACUGUGGGGCUGCAGCUGAAUGUUUCCCAAGACAAGCCUCUUCUCAUCAACGUCAAUCCAAAGACAACUAGUGCAGAUGGUGCAUGUGGCAACACAACAGCUACUCUGAAACUGAAUGAUGGAAAUAGCACAUUGAUUAGUUUCACAUUUGUUGUUAAAAAUUCAAGCGCAAGUGUACAAAAAUUUUAUCUGAAAGAGGUGAAUGUUACACUGCUCAACCGUCUGAAUGGUUCUGUCAUUUCACAUGCAGAUAACAACAAUUUCAGCAAGUGGGAUGCUUUCCUUGGUAGUUCUUAUAUGUGCCGAAAAGAACAAACUCUUGAGAUUAAUGAACAUCUUCAAUUACAUACUUUUAAUCUAUGGAUUCAGCCAUUCCUUGUGAAGGCAAAUAAGUUUUCCACAGCUGAAGAAUGCUUUGCUGAUUCUGACCUGAACUUUCUUAUUCCCAUCGCAGUGGGCAUGGCACUUGGCUUCCUUAUAAUUCUUGUCUUUAUAUCUUAUAUCAUUGGAAGAAGAAAAAGUCGCACUGGCUAUCAAUCUGUAUAAUCUCUUAAUUCCAUCUCAGUUGCCCCCUUCCUUGCUCUUUUCUUUUUCCCAGACUCCCUGAUCUGCCCCUUUAAAAAGAAGAAAAACAGAUGAAUUCAUAGCUUCUCUAUUUAAAAAAAUAAAAAACACACUUCACAAUAGAGUAACAUGCCAAGAGUCUGAAGAUGAGUUGCAGACUUACUUGAAGCUACUGUGUGAUUUUGGAGAAAGUGAAUGUUCUGAGGACCAUAGAAUUGAGUAGGGUUGAUGUGUCCACGUGAGAAAUGCGAUUAUUUUGAGUAAAGGAGAAAUCCACGAAUCUUUAUUUCUGCUGUUUAAUCUUUUUAUACAAGAAGAUUUCUAGUUGCAUACAGCAUAUCUUGGAUGAUGCUAAAGCUAAAACCAUAAUUAAAGGUGUGAAUGCUAUAAUGAAAAUGAAUACUAAGCUCUUAACAGACUUCCAUUGGGAACUUGGCAUAUGGCUCUCUUCUUUUUUCAUUAGCAGCUUGUUCUUGUGAAUCAAUCUGAAUUUCCUGUUCCUUAUGAAUGUAAAGGUAGUACUUGAUCUCACUAAUAAACUAACAUAAGAAGAACAUCAGAUUCUUCUAGUAAAUUAAUUUGUUUAACACCAGUAUGGAGAAGUUGACUGCUAAUGAAUGUUAAAUAGCUUUGCACUAGCAUGAUGUCUUUAAUGUCUUUAUUCACUAAGAUAAGGCUCAGUCCUGGAGAACUUUCACUAAGAAAAGCCAAUUCCGGCUAAAGGAUAUGUGUCCUGUGCUAUUCUGUUUGACUGUGUUUUCUCUUUUGUUCUGAGCUCAAUUGUGAAACGAGGGUGGGAGGCUGGAAUUUCACUGGCUGUAGUUUGUCUCAGCUUUGAUUCUGUGCACAUAAAAGAAACUACACAGCACUGGUCCCUGUGAGGCUUAAAAGUAUUUUGAGAGCUCUCAAAGACUAAGAUGACAGAUUGUUCAGAGAUUCCUGCAGUUCCCUGGGACAGCUUUCAUGGGUUAACAGGGGAUCACUGAAAAGCUGUGAUCUAGGAAUGCACGUGAAGAUAUAAAACCAGUCUGGUUUGAUAGGAUUAAUCUGCUUUUAACCUCCUAAUUAUUGCUCUCUCAAACAGUUGAAUAGCAUAAGAGCACAAAUUUCUAGUAUGAGGAAUGCUGAUCAUAAAGCAGAAACUAAUAUAUAUUUAGUGAAGAAAGUGACUUCCAGCGGAAUAAGAGCAUCGGACUUGUUUGAAGAUGCUUUCUUUGUUGUUAAUGCCAUACCUUUUGCAAUUCCGUUUUAUAUCUAAACUGUACCAAAAUAGAAGCUAGUCAGCUGUGAUCGUGUUCUGCUUCAUUCCCGUCAGGAUCAUGUAGAUAGGAUGAAAGAAGCCUCUUGCUCUUUCAGCCUCUUUGGUCCAUCUUGGUAAAAGCCUUUUGCAGCUGGUGAACUCUGAUCUUCAACUGUGGGACAGCUCAAGAGCUGCCAGGUCUGCAGAGAGCUACUGACAGCACACAAGUCUGUCCUCCGCAGCAAGGGUUUGCUAAAGCUGCUGUAACAUUUAAUCUCUUUGUGCAUUGAGUCUGCAUCUAUGUUGUAGGGAAAGCACCUUCAGUAAUUCACAUGCACAAAGGAGCUGAUCAACACUGAUGUUACUAAGUAACUCACAAUAGCUAUGUAUUCAGGGAAGGGAGAUUUCUAAAGAUUUAAUUUUGAUGUUUGAGAAAUACUUGUAUGUUCAAUUAUUCUUGUCCUCACUGUGACCAAAGAUAAAUUUUACCUGAAUCUGAAAAAAAUGAUUUUUGUACCACAAAUGGGCUCUUGAACCAAGUUGUGUUUUUUUUUCAGAGUGUAAUUUAAUGCUGCUGAGUUGGACUGUGUGCUUUGGUUUUGGUUGUCUUGGUCUUUUGUGUUGUACCUUUGUUCUUGCAAUACUUGAUUUCCCUGCCAGAGUGGUAAAUGGUGAAUUAUUGUGAGACUGGCAAUUUCCAAGUAACACCUGCUUGUCGGAGUGUGUUGCUUCUCUGCCGCCAGCAGAUGGAUUCCAUCCAUGGUUUCAUGCUCGAAUUGCAGAUCUAAGUAUCUUGCAUCACUUUUGCUAAGUUAUUUUAGUAAAAUGUGGCAGUUUCCUAGAUGCACUUACAUAUAUAUUUUAUAUAUACAUAUAAAGUAUUAUUUUGGGCUUCAACAGAAGUCAAAAAUUGAGCCAGCACUUUAAGGUUGUUGUAGCAUGAAGAGGGGUGUAUAUAAUUCUCCAGAUCUUGAAAUGACUGUACAAAUAUGCUGAGAGCAAAAUGCGUGUAUGAAAAAUAAAGUUAACUAUGGUGUUUGUAAA
This is a messenger RNA of Tyto alba (common barn owl), 3984 nucleotides long. RefSeq names its product lysosomal associated membrane protein 2 (gene LAMP2). Bases 315 to 1682 code for a protein of 455 amino acids. Gene Ontology annotation, cellular component: membrane. The record is from RefSeq and is a predicted model, not a curated record. NCBI's taxonomy places the organism in Eukaryota, Metazoa, Chordata, Aves, Strigiformes, Tytonidae. The transcript has 9 exons.